Messenger RNA from Nerophis lumbriciformis (worm pipefish), 1323 nucleotides. RefSeq names its product leukocyte surface antigen CD53. Gene Ontology annotation, cellular component: plasma membrane. Lineage: Eukaryota; Metazoa; Chordata; Actinopteri; Syngnathiformes; Syngnathidae. The record is from RefSeq and is a predicted model, not a curated record.
GAAAGAGGAAGUGAAGACUGAAAGCCGCUCGAAGCGCAAACAAGCGGACAGAACAGGAAGUGGAAAGUAGCAGCACACAAUAUUUCAAGAUUUCUUUACGAGUGACUUCCUGUUCGUCUUCUCUGCUUGCCCCCAUCUUGGGACCAGAAACAUGACUCACGGCUGCCUCAAGUGUUUGAAAUACACCAUGUGUGUCGCCAACUUCCUCUGCUUCGUGUGUGGUGUGGCGGUGCUGGGUCUGGGUGUGUUCAUGAUGGUCAACUUCAAGCUGACUGCACUCAUGCCCUCUCUGGCCAAUUUCAACCUGGCCAGCAUGCUGCUGGUCAGCGGCCUGGUCAUCACCUGUGUCUCCUUCCUGGGCUUCCUGGGCGCCCUGAAGGAGAACCGCUGCCUGCUGCUGACGUUCUUCCUGAUGCUCUUCUUCCUGCUGCUGGUGGAGCUGACGGCGGCGUGCUUGCUCCUCAUGUACGAGCACAAGAUCGCCGACUGGGUCCAACGGGACCUGAACCAAGGUCUGCAGGACGCCAAGAGCGAACACCCCGGCGAGUCCCGCAGUGAGUGGGACCUGGUCCAGAUGACGUUCGAUUGUUGCGGCGUUCACAACGUGUCGGACUGGGGAGACGACGUUCCCGCUUCCUGCUGCAAGGCCGACUGUGAGCCCCCACGCACGCCACAGUACAGAUCCACGGGCUGCUUGGACGUGAUGAAAAUAUGGUUUGAAGAGAACUUCCUGAUCACUGGCAUCGCUGUCAUCGUCUUCUGCAUCAUCGAGGUGUUGGGGAUGUGCUUCGCCAUGACACUUUUCUGCCACAUCAGCAGAAUCGGACUGGGCUACAAGUUGUAGAGCCUCGUGUUUAUUCUUCUGACUCUUUAUGUCUUAACUUUGUUUCUCAUUAACCCGCUUUUAUUAUCUUGACAUGUUUGUGAAGUUGCACUUUUAAUGACAAGUUUCCCACAUUUAUUUAAAUUGAUCGUUAGAAUGUAUUCCUUCAUUCCCGCAACGUAAUUGUCCUCCAUUUACUGUUGUUCUGUCACUUAAAUUACAACUACAUUUUUAACAUUUGACCUUUUAUUAAUAUAGUUAGUAAACAGAAACGCAUUUAUGUUUAAAAAAAAGUCAUUUGAAAUGUAAAGUUGUUGAGUUUUAAUCGCCACUUAACGUGCACACGGACAAGUACGGCAUUUUAUUAAUAUUUUGUUUAGCGUUGUGCGACCGGAUGUGACGCAUUGGUCUGUUAUUGUGGAGGCCGGAAGUGUGCGACUGGUUCGAGAAGAGCCAUCAGGUUUUUGACGAAGUGUUGACAAUAAAAAAAUACUAUCUGG